Messenger RNA from Petromyzon marinus (sea lamprey), 2485 nucleotides. RefSeq names its product putative E3 ubiquitin-protein ligase MGRN1. The record is from RefSeq and is a predicted model, not a curated record. Gene Ontology annotation, cellular component: cytoplasm. NCBI's taxonomy places the organism in Eukaryota, Metazoa, Chordata, Hyperoartia, Petromyzontiformes, Petromyzontidae. Gene Ontology annotation, biological process: protein ubiquitination. Gene Ontology annotation, molecular function: ubiquitin protein ligase activity.
UCGCUCGCCAACCAAUCGGAAGCCGUUGCGACGACGGGUCCCGAGAGAGGCUUGCGGAUCUCUCUCGGCUCCCUUUUUUUCGCCCCAAUAAAUCAUUAUUUUAUUCUUCCCGUGAAUUUAGCGCAACGGGUUAACGUUUUUGAACAGAUAAACGAGUCGAGAACGACCGCACGAGUCGAUAGGCGCGUUUUUAAAGAUUUCUCCCAACGUUUUUUUUUGUAACGCUGAAGGACCGACCCUCGGAUAGUUUGUUUGGCCGGGUCCCCCCUCAGCCGACGCCCGCAGGAGGAGCUAGGCCGCACCACCCUACGGGGGGGGAGUGCUGGGGGCCGAGGUCGGAUUCGAUCGUUGUUGUUAUUGUUGUUGAUUUUGGAGCCGGGAUUCGUCGAAGACAUGGGCAUGUUGCUGAGCAGGCAGCGUGGAGGCGUGGAGGAGUUGGAUAUCCCGUCGAAUUCCGCCUACAAGUACCCACCCAAGACCGGAAACUACUUCGCCAGCCACUUCUACAUGGGCGGGGAGAAGUUUGAGAGCGGCACGCCGGAGAGCUACCUGUUCGGGGAGAACGCUGACCUCAACUUUCUGGGCAGCCGCCCCGUGCCCUUUCCGUAUCCCGCGCCGCCUCCCAGUGAGCCGGUGCGAGCGCUCCGGAGCCUCGUCAACAUCCGCAAAGACUCGCUGCGCCUGGUCAGGUGCAGCGAGGAGGUGAAGCCCGACGACGGGGAGGGGAGGAGCACGCGAGUGCGGUACAAUGUGGAGUUCACCUUCGACAGCGACGCGCGUGUGCAGCUGUGCAUCUUCUACCAGGCCACAGAGGGGAUGCACGCAGGAGCAAUGCGUUACAUCCCAAAGACGCCAUCGCUCAAGUCGGAGUUCGUGAGCUUCCCACGAGGAGCCGGUCAGCAGUUUUGCCUGCCCUCGCACAGCCUCGACCUCUCCGACUGGAGCAUUCAAGAAAUGACCUACGACCCGGAGAAGGAGAUGUACCCCAUGGUGAUCCAAGCGUCCGUGGCGGAGGGAGGCGAGCACGUGGGCCACAGCCACAUCCUCAUCGCCACCUUCGACAAGGCCGCCGACGGAACGUUCUCCGUGAAGCCUCUCAAGCAGAAGCAAGUGGUGGAUGGAGUGAGUUACCUCCUGCAGGAGAUCUACGGCAUCGAAAACAAGAACAGUUUGGAGCCCAAGAGCACGGAGGAGGACGGUGGCGACAACAGCGGCGAGUGUGUGGUGUGCCUCUCGGACGUGCGGGACACCAUCAUCCUGCCGUGCCGCCACCUCUGCCUCUGCAACGCCUGCGCCGACACCCUGCGCUACCAGGCCAACAACUGCCCCAUUUGCCGGCUACCGUUCCGGGCACUUUUACAGAUCCGUGCCGUGCGUCGCAAGGUGGCUGCGGGGCCCUCCCCUGCCCCCCUCCUCGCCGCCCACACGUCCGACACCGAGGAGUCGUCGGAGCCGCUGCCCCCGGGCUACGAGGCGGUCUCGCUGCUGGAGGCCCUGAACGGGCUGCCCCCGUUCGUCGCGAGCGCCCCGCCGCUUGCGCAGGGCGAGGAGCCGCCCCCGGCCCGGCAGCCGCCCCUCCCCUGUCACCGCGGCGACGGCCCCCACCCGCACGCCGUCGCCACGGCGCUGCGCUCGGUCGCCAUGACGACGGCGACGACGGCGACGACGGCGACGGCCGGACCGCCACUGGGCGCCGAUGACUUCACCGUGGAGCCCGACGUGAAGACGAACGGCGGAAAGUCCCAUACCUCCUCGGUGCUGGACGGCGCCGUUCUGAACCGCAUGGGCAGCCGCUCCCGCGGCAAGAAACCCAGCGCCUCCUCCGACGAUGACUCCCACCCGCAGAUCUCCGUGUUGUCGGUGGCCGGAGAACUGCUGGCGCUGCCCAUGCCGUGCGGCGUGGAAAACUCGGCCUACUCCGCCACCUCGUCGUCUGCCUCCUCCACCGUCUCGUCCCCCGAGGUGGAGCCGAUGAGCAGCAGCAGCAGCGGCGCCGGCGGCGGCGGCGCUGGCGGAGGCUCCAGCGGCGCCCGCUCCUCAAUGUCCGUCGCGUCCUCAACCAGCGGCGCCUCGCACGAGGCCGACGGAGCGGGCGACGUCAACGGGGAGAGCCCCACGGGCGGCGAGCCGACGGCGGAGGGGCUCGGCGUCGGCUCCUUCCUGCCGGGCUCGCUGGGCACGCGCGACCUGGAGGGGAACGUUGUGGAAGUGGACUCGAGCGGAGAGGCAGUGCUGCUGGAGGCGGGAGGCGGAAGCGCUGCGCUGUACGAGGUGGACAACGAGUCGCCCGCACUACGGGCGGAGCUGGUGGACAACGUCGCUUGCCUGCCAGGGUCUCUGCUUUGCCCGGAGGCCAUGGAGGGAACGGUGGCGGUGGCGAUGGUGGCAGUGGCCGGAGUCCCCACCACCGGCCCCUCGGCCUGCGGGGACGGAGAGUCUGGACAACUCCUCACCGGGCCCAUGGCUGUCUGAGCCACACCGGGGU